AUGAUGCCAAAUGUUAGUUUUGAUGCUUACAAUGACGAGCAAGUUCGAUUAAUGGAAGAAAUGUGUAUUUUGGUUGAUGAGAAAGAUAAAAAAAUUGGAGCUGAUACUAAGAAAAAUUGUCAUAUGAUGGAAAACAUUAACAAAGGGCUUCUUCAUCGUGCAUUUUCUGUUUUUCUUUUUAAUUCGGAGAACAAAUUAUUAUUACAACAACGUUCCGAUGAUAAGAUUACGUUUCCAAGUUUAUGGACAAAUACCUGUUGUUCUCAUCCUUUAAAUACCCCUCUUGAAUUGGAUGAAGAUGGUCAAAUUGGUGUCCGUCGUGCGGCUCAAAGAAAAUUGCAACAUGAAUUGGGUAUUAAACCCCAACAGGUUCCCAUUGAUAACUUUGUAUUUUUAACUAGAAUCCAUUAUUUAGCUCCAUCUGAUGGUAUUUGGGGUGAACAUGAAAUUGAUUAUGUUCUUAUCAUCCGAGCUGACGUUGAUCUUGAGUUAAAUCCAAAUGAAGUUAAAGCUAUCGAAUAUUUGUCUUUAGAAGAUUUGACCCUAAAGUUUAAAAACCCAAGUGAUUGGAAAUUUACUCCCUGGUUUAAACUUAUAUCAGAAAAAUUUCUUUUUACUUGGUGGCAAGACUUGGAUAAUAUCAAGGCUAAAAAAGAUGAAAAAAUACACAAAUUAGG
This is a messenger RNA of Cetraspora pellucida, 677 nucleotides long. NCBI's taxonomy places the organism in Eukaryota, Fungi, Glomeromycota, Glomeromycetes, Diversisporales, Gigasporaceae. The record is from the annotation of a GenBank genome assembly.